Messenger RNA from Leptinotarsa decemlineata (Colorado potato beetle), 1459 nucleotides. RefSeq names its product carnosine N-methyltransferase. Lineage: Eukaryota; Metazoa; Arthropoda; Insecta; Coleoptera; Chrysomelidae. The record is from RefSeq and is a predicted model, not a curated record. Gene Ontology annotation, cellular component: nucleus; cytosol. Gene Ontology annotation, molecular function: carnosine N-methyltransferase activity. Gene Ontology annotation, biological process: carnosine metabolic process.
AGAGAGAUCGAAGAAAAGAAGAGGAAAUCAACCUGUUUUCUUAAAUUGUUAAUCCCAAUUCAAUUUUUUAAAUGUUCAAGAUUUAUGGGCUUUUUCUCAAACAUUCAAUCGUUGUUGAAGGUUAAGUAAUAUACGAUUUAUGUUUCGAACUUUGUGAACUCAAAAUGAACGCUGAACUAGGAACCAAGGAGGAGCGGGCUUAUUUUAUGUCCGUUCUCAAUACUCUGAAAAGUUAUGGGGAACAAUCGCUGCUGAGGAUUGAACACAAAGAGAAAUGCUUCAAUAACUUACCCCCUCACCACAAGAUGUGGCUGAAAAAGUACAAGGAGGAUUUGGAAAUGUUCAAAAGAUGCAUUCAGAAAAAUUCUGAAUUCAUUCCUUUGGUAGUGCGAGAGGCUCAUUGUAUAUUCGAAAAUGUACACCUAAGCGAGACUAUGACUCUUUCUGAACAAAACGUUGGAACACUAUCUGAAGGCCUUGAUAAGGUACAAUCGGUUUUCAAGCAGCUCAUGCGUGACUGGAGCAGCUUGGGAGCAUUCGAACGCCAGCAAUGCUACGAACCCAUUAUCAAGGAAAUUUUUGAAAAUUAUCCGGAGGACAAGUUUGAUCGGGGUAACAUCAGCAUACUCGUCCCCGGAGCCGGACUCGGUAGACUGGCUUUCGAAAUAGCUUCGAAGGGGUUCUCCUGCCAAGGGAACGAAUUCAAUAUGUUCAUGCUUAUAGUUUCAUUUUUCGUUCUGAAUCUCUGUAAAAAAGUUGAUGAAUAUGAGAUCCAUCCUUGGAUACACCAGUAUUGUAACAAUACGAAAGGGGAGGAUCAAACUCUCAGUGUGAGAUUUCCAGACGUGAUCCCUGAACCCACUCCCGACAGCAAAUUCUCCAUGACUGCGGGCGAUUUUCUGGAAGUAUACAUUCACGAAGACGAAUGGCACUGUGUGGCAACUUGCUUCUUCAUUGACUGCGCCCCAAAUGUUGUUGAGUUCAUCGAAACUAUUUACAACAUACUCAAACCGGGGGGGCUGUGGAUCAAUCUAGGCCCUCUCCUCUACCACUAUUCCGAUGCGAAGAACACCGAAAGCAUCGAGCCCAGUUUCGAGGUGCUGAAGCAAGUAAUCAAGAGUAUUGGCUUUGACAUGGAGAAGUGUGAAACGGGGAUCAAGACAAAGUACUGUCAGAACCCCAAGUCGAUGCUGCAGUACGAAUACGACAGCGUGUUUUUUGUAUGUAGGAAACCGAUUAGGGUGGAUAGGAGUUUUGAAUAUGAUAGUGCUAAUGGCUAUUGUGAUAUACCUAGUCCUGUUUUGUAAGAUAGUUUGAUGAAUUUUUAAAUGUAAUUUAAGAGAAAUAGUGAAUUUGAAUCUGUGUCUGAGGGCAUUUUAACAAAUUUAUGUGAUAUGACAAAGAUAUUUUUAGAAACCUUGUUAGAAUUGACAAAUAGAAUUCAAAUUUUAAUUUUUAA